AUGUUCACCGGCCAAGGCACUUGUUUUGGACCGGCUGAAGAGCACGGACUGCACGGGUGUCAGCCGAAUGAGCCGGCUUCAGUUGUGCGGCUGCAGACAGCUAAACAUGGCGGCACGUGCUUAAACAUGUCUCACACAGUGAAUCUCACAGUGGAACAGAAUGGUGACAUGCACAACCUCGAAGUGAACGAGGACGUGGCGAAACUGUUGGUGUCUGCAGAUACAGAUGCAGAGGUUAAACAGAUCAUCAUAGAUCAGCUAUGCCGGUCACAAUGUGACAAGACAAACCAGACUAAUACAGAGGCAGUGGCAAAAUGUUCUGUGGAUAAUCCAGAAGUUGGUGAUAUCAUGUGGACAAAACCAGCAGAGAAACUGAUCCUUGAUGAACACAAAAAAAUGGAGGAGGAAAAGAAACCGUCGAAAAAUAAGUGGAAAAGAAUGUCUCAGAUAAUGUGUGAUAACAAGUAUAACUUCACUGCUGAACAAUGUCGCCUGAAGAUAAAGAGUCUGAAAGACAGGUAUGCUAAGCAGAAAAAAAAAUAAUACAUCUGGCGAAUCCCCAUCGGAAACAGAUCCUCAGCUAGAAGAUUGUUUUGAGUCUCAGCCAGACUGCAAACCGGUAGCU
Haliotis rubra (blacklip abalone) is the source of this 625-nucleotide messenger RNA. RefSeq lists its product as uncharacterized. Bases 1 to 543 code for a protein of 180 amino acids. The record is from RefSeq and is a predicted model, not a curated record. The transcript is spliced from 4 exons. NCBI's taxonomy places the organism in Eukaryota, Metazoa, Mollusca, Gastropoda, Lepetellida, Haliotidae.